GAGAGAGAGAAAAAGAAGAGCUCAAAUCAGAAGAAGAAUAGCUUUUUCUCACUCUAGAAUCAUCUCUCUACCACGCCAUUGCAUUGCAUUGCAUUUGUGGUGGAGAAGCAGAGGAGGAGGAGGAGAAAAGUGAUGAAAGGGGUGAAGGGGAGGCUUCUCAAGAAGCUCAAAUACUUCUCAGAUGAAGAGAAGGAGAAUAUCAAACCACCAUUGCCAAAAAGGAAGGAUCUUGGAGACAAGAACCAAGAUCUGGAGGUGUUCCGGCGGCCGGACCUUAAUUCUUCCACUCUUUUUGAUCCCGGGUUGUUGGCUGCCUUCCAAGAAGCUUUGAUGGACUAUAAAGAUGUAGUCUUGGAUGACAGGGAUGAAGAACAAGGAGUAGAUGAUAUUGUUCCAUUCAUGGACUAUAAAGUUAGAAUCUUGGAGAUUAGAGAUAAAGGACAACAAGAAGAUGUUUCACUGAUGGACAAUGAAGGCAUAAUCACCGAUCUCAGGGAUGAUAAACAAACAGAUGUUUCAUUGAUGGAGUAUAAAGGUGGAAUCUUUGAUUUCAUAGAUGAAGGACUUGAAGGAGCUGAUGUUUCAUUGACGGAGAAUAAAGAUACAAUCUUGGAUGUCAGGGAUGAAGAAGAAGAAGAAGGGGAUGAUGUUCCAUUGAUGGAAUGUAAAGAUACAAUCUUGGAUGUCAGGGAUGAAGAAGAAGAAGGAGAUGAAGUUCCAUUGAUGGAAGUCAAGGAUGAUGAACAAGAAGGAGAUGGUAUUUCAUUGAUGGAAUUUGAGGAGAGGUGUCCUCCAGGAUGGAUGGGAUCAGUGAUUCUAUACACUACAAGCCUGAGGGGGAUAAGGAAAACAUUUGAGGAAUGCAGCAGUUUGAAGUUCUUGUUGAGGAGUUUGAAGGUGAUGUUUUAUGAGAGGGAUGUGUCAAUGCAUAUGGAGUUCAGGGAGGAGUUAUGGAGGGUGCUCGGUGGGCGGGCGAUACCGCCAAGGUUGUUCAUCAAAGGGAGGUACAUUGGAGGGGCUGAUGAAGUGCUGGGAUUGCAUGAACAAGGGAAGUUGAGGACACUGUUGAAAGGAUUGCCAGUGGAUUGUUCUAAUGGGGGUGUAUGUGAGGAGUGUGGUGGGAUGAUGUUCUGGGUUUGUUCUUCUUGUCAUGGGAGUAGGAAGAAGGUGAUUGGGGAUGAGGUUCUUCAAUGUUUUCAGUGCAAUGAGAAUGGUCUGGUACUUUGCUCUCUUUGCUGCUGAAAUUCUUUUCUUUUUUCUUUUUUUUGUGUGUGUGUGCAUUCUUGAAUUCUUAUUUUAUCUAUUACCAUUUUUUUGGGUAGAGGAUUUUGUAUGAUUUAAUUGUUAGAUUAAAUGUGGAAAAGAUUUGGGUAUGUGGACAUGACAAAGGGGAUUUGUCCUGUCAAAUUUGUGUAUGAUAUGUACAAUUUGAUUAAGGUUGUUAUCCAUCCUACAAGUGAUUGAUUUCUUCAA
Molecule: messenger RNA, 1473 nt
Organism: Dioscorea cayenensis subsp. rotundata (Guinea yam)
Lineage: Eukaryota; Viridiplantae; Streptophyta; Magnoliopsida; Dioscoreales; Dioscoreaceae
Exons: 1
Coding region: 133-1242 (369 amino acids)
Source: RefSeq, a predicted model, not a curated record